This is a messenger RNA of Selaginella moellendorffii, 3638 nucleotides long. RefSeq names its product BRASSINOSTEROID INSENSITIVE 1-associated receptor kinase 1. Lineage: Eukaryota; Viridiplantae; Streptophyta; Lycopodiopsida; Selaginellales; Selaginellaceae. Gene Ontology annotation, molecular function: ATP binding; protein kinase activity; protein binding. The coding region runs from base 1323 to 3572 and encodes 749 amino acids. The transcript has 24 exons. The record is from RefSeq and is a predicted model, not a curated record. Gene Ontology annotation, biological process: protein phosphorylation.
AGGCCAAUUACGAAUUCGUGAAAGUUUUCCCCUGCGACUACAAAACAGCUCUCGAAGAAAAUGGCUGACGGAGGAGCGGCUGCAGUAGUCGCGACUCAGGCCCAAGCGCGGCCAACAAGAAUUCCGGACGCAGUGAAACAUCGGGAUUUAUCUCGUAUGAACGAGAAACACUUCCAUAUCGCCCGGCCCAUUGGAACGAGGUCCUUGCGAUAACCUCCUUAAAACCCAGUCCGCGCGGCACUCCAUUAGAACUGCAACCAGAUUCCGGAAUGGAACGAGCUUGUUCACCAAGGUCGUUGGCGGGAAGCCUUGGAUAGGCUCCUGGAAACCAACAACUUUCCAGAGUUCAUAAGACGUGUGUGCCUUGCUCCUUGCGAGGGUGCUUGUGUUCUGGGAAUUAUAGAGAACCCGAUGUCCAUUAAGACGAUAGAGUGUACCAUCAUCGACAAAGCUUUUGAGGAAGGCUGGAUUGUCCACCAGCUUAUCGGACCGGGAAGAGAGUGGUGAUUGUAGGUAGCGGUAUGGCACGCCUAGCGGCCGCUGAUCAGCUCAGUAAGGCCGGCCACUCUGUGACAGUGUUUGAGAGAGUGGAUAGAAUUGGAGGCCUCAUGAUGUACGGUGUGCCAAACAUGAAGACCGACAAAGUGGAGGUCGUUCACCAGCGAGUGAACCUGAUGGCUGCCGCAGGGAUCGAGUUCAUUGUUAAUGCGAAUGUCGGAGUUGACAAGUUAUUCUCGGUGGAGAGGUUAAUGUCCGACUAUGAUAGCUUACUACUUGCAAGUCUUGCUUUUCUCCACUUGUUUCAGAUCUAACCAUCUUUUUAUUUGUUUUUCUUCAGGGACCUUAAAGUAGAAGGCCGAGAAUAUGAUGGCAUACGUUUUGCCAUGGAGUUCCUUCACACGAAUACCAAGAGUUUGCUGGAUUUGGCUCAAGGACAACAACUACAUAUCUGCCAAAGACAAGAAAGUGGUGGUGAUAGGAGGAGGCCAUACAGGCACAGAUUGCAUCGGUACUGUGGUCCGCCACGGCUGCACGAGCGUUGUAAAUCUGGAGCUACUUCCUCAGCCUCCUGCAACUCGUGCACUGGGGAAUCCAUGGCCACAGUGGCCACAAAUUUUCCACGUCGAUUACGGGCCCGCCGAGGCAAAGGAGAAGUUUGGUAGUGAUCCUAGGUCUUUUUCUCCGGCGGCUUCGUGUAAACACGUGAGUAAGAGAUAAUAGUAUAAGUUUGACUUGCUUGGUCAAGCAUUUUUGUUUUACCCGAUUUUCGAAUUGGAAAGCCCUUUCGGGUCUCGGUCCAUAGCUCUCUAAGCGCCUUGAAUAUGGCAGGCUGGGGGGUCACUCUUGUUCUUUGGAUGCUGCUAAGACUGUGUAGUGCAAAUUCUGAUGCGGAUGCUCUCCUCUCUAUCAAGCAGCAGCUGGGUCCUUCAAAUGCAAAUCUCUCUUCUUGGGCUGGAUCCGAUCCUUGCAAUCCUCUCUGGAAUGGCGUCGGAUGUACUGGAAACAGUGUUACAGCUCUGAACUUGACAGGGUUUGGCUUGAUCGGAAGCUUUCCAGAUGAGCUGGGAAACAUCACAACGCUGGCAGAUCUUGACCUCCAGGAGAACAACAUUACGGGGCCCGUGCCAGAGUCCUUGUCGAGAUUGUCUACAUUGAGAUCACUGAACUUAUCUGGAAAUCCACUUCAAGGAAGUUUUCCGAGACCGGUUUUGGAGAUUAGGGGUCUCCUUGAAUUACGUUUGGGAGGUUGUAACCUGACAGGAGCUUUGCCAGACGAGAUUUCAAGCCUUUCCUCUCUUCACACUUUGCACUUAAACAGCAACAAUCUCACAGGAACUGUUCUAGAUACGGUUGGAAGGCUUUCGCGACUAAAUGAGCUGUCACUCUGGGGUACUGGACUCAAUGCAGAACUUCCAAGCAGCCUUGGCCUCCGGCUGAGAAAUCUAACACUGCUAAACUUGCAUGACUGCGGCUUGCAAGGGCCACUGCCAGCCGAAUGGGGAGGAAACUUUACAAACAUGACGUUCCUGCACUUGUAUAAUAACAAUCUAACUGGCGAAGUCCCAGCCUCGUGGAGCCAAAUGCAGAGCUUGCAAUCCCUGCGACUGGACGCAAAUAUGCUCAGAGGAUAUGUUCCUACAUGGCUUUUGAAUCAUGCCACACCAUCUAACAUAUAUCUAAGGUGCAACUAUUUUUCUGGCCCAAGGCCAGUUCCAUAUCCUAGAGACAGGGUGAGUGGCAACUGUUUUGAUGAAGACGCAUUCGAUAACUACAGAGAUCACGGUCGGCAGUGCCAUCAUGGACCUGGAUGCCGGGACUUCUUUGCAAUAUUUCCACGACCAUUGCCUCCGCCACCACCAGAAGAACAAACACCAGCUCCUCCACCUCUUUUCUCGAAAUCAAGAUCAAUCGGCUCCGGAGCAAUCGCUGGAAUUGCCAUAGGUGCGCUUGCUGCGAUCAGCAUCUCAAUUGCAGUGCUUAUUCUCUGGAGACACAAGCAAGUUAAGCAACGAGAUGAUGAACAAGAUAGUGGAUCUGAUAUGAGCGAGCCUCUCAGGAACUGGGAGGUUCCUCAGGGAAUAGAAAUGUUCUCGCUGGACCAAAUCUCCAAGGCCACCUCCGGGUUCUCAAAGGAAUGCGAAGUUGGCUGUGGAGGAUUUGGACGCGUCUACCGUGGAAAUCUCGAGGAUGGUCGAACUGUGGCGAUCAAGCAAGCAUCUGCGAAGAGCAAGCAAGGCCAGCGAGAGUUUCGUAACGAGAUCCAGCUGCUUAGCAGGCUUCACCACCGACAUCUGGUGAGACUCCUUGGAUUUUGCCAAAGCGGAAAAAAUCAGGUUUUGGUGUAUGAAUUCAUGGAAAAUGGCAAUCUUCACGAUCGGCUUCUCGGAAAAUACUCUGGUCAGCUUUUGGAUUGUUACCAGCGAUUAGCAAUUGCUGUGGCUGUUGCACAAGGCUUGGAUUACCUUCACUCUUACGCAGAUCCUCCAGUUAUUCAUAGAGAUUUGAAGCCCAGCAAUAUUCUCUUGGAUGGAAACCUUACAGCUAAGAUUUCAGACUUUGGCAUAUCCAAGGUCUCUCCAGAGUUUGACACUCACGUAUCCACAAAACCUGCUGGCACAGCUGGGUAUCUUGAUCCAGAGUAUUUCUUACGUCGGCAGCUUACCACUGCGAGCGAUGUUUACAGCUUCGGUGUGGUGCUGCUAGAACUCGUCACUGGACAGAAAGCCAUCGACCAAAAGAGGCCCGAAGAGUUCAAUCUCAUAGAAUGGGUGAAACCCAGGCUUCGAAACGGAGGGAUAAGGUCAGUGAUAGACAGCCGUAUAGCCGAGAACUUCCCUGAGGAGCAAUAUCUAGCUCUUGCUACCAUAGCCUUGAGAUGCGCUGCGUUUGACAAGAGUGAAAGGCCGUCCAUCAAGACUGUCUUGAGCACAUUGACAGGACUGCUGGCUAAUCUUGAGCAGGAUUACUUUGCUCGUCACAAUAGCAGUCAUGGACUGGAGACUACCACGGAAGAAUUUAGUGAUAUGUCAAUGUAUUCUGGGAACUUCUCUUCAUCUGGUUAUACAACUUAGCAUUUCCACAAGAACGUUCAUCUUUCAUUCCUUUUCAUAUAUACAUGGACGAAUCUUUGUACACCA